This is a messenger RNA of Quercus lobata, 3080 nucleotides long. Its product is annotated as probable disease resistance protein At5g66900. Gene Ontology annotation, molecular function: ADP binding. The record is from RefSeq and is a predicted model, not a curated record. Lineage: Eukaryota; Viridiplantae; Streptophyta; Magnoliopsida; Fagales; Fagaceae. The coding region runs from base 493 to 2871 and encodes 792 amino acids. The transcript has 6 exons.
AAAUUAGGAGCUAGUAUGGUGUACCCGGCAUAUAUGCCGGGUCACUCACACACUCGCGGAUCCGAAACUUCCAGUCCUAAAGAUGCGCAAUUGCGGAGAAAAGGUGUGUGUUGAUUCUUUUAUUAUCGUGUUUUACCCUCCCCCCGAGAGAAUUGUAUUUUGGUUACCGUCUUUUCUUUAUCAGAAGAAACUAAGCAGAAAUUGAAGGGUUCCGUGUUUACACGUUUCUUUCGCAGUUGUAUAUAAUAAUAAAGUCGUGUUUACACGUUUCGCAGUUGAAGGGUUCCGUGUUACUUCAGCUUCGUAAUUUUCAGUCAUUCAUUUGAAAGCAGAUCUACAACAUAUCCUUAAACAAAAUUAUAAUAAAGUUUCGAUUUUUUGGGCGUUGUUGGGUAGAGGGAAGUCUUUUUUAGUUUGUUUCUAAAUUGGGUUUCGAAAUCCUAUAUUGGAUUUAUUUGGGUUAUUUGGCGAUCGAAGCAAAGUUUAAGAUUUAUGGCAGUAGAAAUAAUUUUUGAAGUUGAAGCAUUUGGAGGUGCAGUUAAGAAAGUGGUCAAUCUUAAACACCUCGGAUCCAGACUAAAUCAUAUAUUGCUUUUGUUCAACGAUGAUACAAAGCGAUUAGAUCUCCCAAAAAAGAAUACAAAGCGCUCGAAAGAAGACGUGAAAAAGCGUGAGAAGCAAGUUCGCAAGUGCUCGAAAAGCCGGUGGUGCCGCUGUUUUAGAGCCUGUUGCCCCCCCGAACUUUGCGAGUCGGACGAGGACAUCGCAAGGUCCUGUGAGGAUGAUACGGAAGCAAAUAGCACAAGGAAUCAUGGGACCGAGAUUUCGGUAAACUUGAAUAUUAUUGAAGAAGAAAAGGAUUCGAACUGGGACAGACCAAGGGCAUUUUGUGCGGUUCGUAGACCCCCGAUUUUUACGGUGGGGUUUGAUAUGCCAAUGAAGGAGUUGAAGGCACUGCUGUUGAAGGAGGAGGUGCAUCAGCUUCUAUUGACUGCUCCUGCUGGAUGUGGGAAGACCACAUUGGUCCAAAUGCUCUGUCAGGAUGAGAAAAUUAAAGGCAUGUUUGCGAACAAUAUUCUCUUUGUCAACGUUUCUAAAACUCCCAAUGUGAAGGUCAUUGUACAAAACCUAUUUAGUUAUAAGGGUAUUAAGCCUACGUAUCAAAUUCAAAGUGAUGAAGAUGCAAUCUGCCAGCUACCACAAAUGUUGAGUCAUAUUGGACCUAGUCCUAUAUUGUUGAUCCUGGAUGAUGUCUGGUUUGGAUCAGAAUUCCUUCUUGAAAAGUUUAAGUUUAAUAUUCCAAACUACAAGAUUUUGGUUACUUCAAGAACUGCAUUUCCAAGAUUUAAACAUACAUAUAACUUGAAACAACUAAAUGAUGUGGAUGCAAUGACUCUUUUUUAUCACUCAGCAUUCCUACAAGAUGAGAGCUCUUAUAUUCCAGAAGAAGAUAUCAAAAAGAUAGUAAGAGGUUGUGGGGGGUUUCCAUUGGUCCUUAAAAUGAUUGGUGGUUCACUGUGUGGGCAACAUGCAGUGGUAUGGCAUAGUAGACUUUUGAAAUGGUCUGAAGGUCAUUUUUUUUUCAAUUCUGAUACUGAGUUGCUUCCUCAUCUUCAAAAAAGCCUAGAAUUUCCAGAUGACAAGAUCAUUAUCAAAGAGUGCUUCAUGGACCUUGGUUCAUUUCAUGCAGAACAAAGGAUCUCUGCUGCUAUCCUUAUUGAUAUGUGGGCAGAAUUAUAUGAACUAGAUGAAGAUGGAAUCCACUCGAUUGCCAAUUUGCAAGAACUCACCAUUCGAAAUCUGGCUAACCUUGAGAUGACAAGGAAAGAUGCAAGUGAGGUCAAGAGCUAUUACAAUGAAGACUUUGUCACACAACAUAAUAUUCUUAGAGAGCUUGCUCUGCAUCAAAGUAGCCAGGAGCCUAUAGGACAAAGGAAAAGACUGAUUAUGAACAUAAGUGGAAGCAAUCUACCAAAGUGGUGGAUGGAACAGAAACAACAACCCAUCAAUGCACGCUUAUUAUCCAUCUCAACUGAUGAAUCAUUCUUGGGGAGUUGGUGCAACAUUCAAGCACCUAAAGUUGAGGUUUUAGUUCUAAAUUUUCAAACAAAGAAUUACACCUUACCUGAAUUUGUGGAGAAAGCAAAUGAACUCAAGGUUUUGAUAGUCAGUAAUUGUGGUUUCUUUCAUGCUGAAAUAAAAAAUUUUCAACUGCUCUGGUCUCUACCUAAUUUAAAGAGAAUUAGGUUGGAGAAGAUUUCAAUUUCUUCCCUUUGCAAGACCCUUGUACCAUUGAAGAGUUUAAGAAAAAUAUCAUUAUUUAUGUGCAAUAUUGGUACUACUUUUGAGAAUUGUACCAUCCAGGGUUCAUAUGCAUUGCCAAAUCUAAAAGAGAUAAACAUUGACUAUUGCAAUGAUCUAGUAGAACUACCUGUUGGGUUGUGUGACAUUGUUCGCCUAAAAAAACUCUACAUCACCAACUGUCAUAAGUUGUCUAUACUGCCUAAAGGUAUUGGAAAGCUAGUGAAUUUAGAAGUGUUAAGGAUUAGGUCUUGUACUGAUUUGUCAGAGUUGCCAGAGUCAAUUAGAAGCCUCCAUAAGUUAAGCAUUCUUGACAUAUCUGAUUGCCUAAGCAUUAGCAAGUUGCCAAAAUACAUUGGUGAGUUGUGUAAUUUAAAAGUGCUUAACAUGAAAGGAUGCUUGAGAUUAUGUAAUCCAUUGCCAGAAUCAACAAUAGAUCUUAAGCAAUUAAUGAUUGUGGUAUGUGACGAAGAGAGGGCCAAGUUAUGGGAGCCUAUCAAGGACGUCCUCACCAAGCUUAACAUUGAGGUGGCUAAGAAAGAUAUCAACUUGAAUUGGCUUCUCAAGUAGAACUUUUGAGAACCUUCAUUCAAAGAUACAAUAUUGAGUCACCUGGCCUUAAAUAUGUACAACUUUAUUUAAAUGGAAUUAUGGUGAUAACCAUAUGGAUUUAGCAAUUCAUAUGAUUUCUUUUUAUUUUUUAUUUACAAAUUAUUUGGAAUUUGUAACAAUUCACUCUUUGCCCUAUGUAUAUCAAAUGUGCAAUAUAUUAUAAUUCA